AUGAUCAAUAGAACCGAAAUAUUAUUGGUAUCCGGCGCCAUCUCCAACAGUUUAGAAAAAUAUAAACCGAUGAAACUGGAGGGGAAUGCUCUUGUACUUACACAAGACGAUAAGUUAAGGAGGUUCCAGCGCCGUGACUUGGGAAAAGUUGUGCAAACAAUCAAAAGGGUAUUCCGGAGUAAACCAAACUUGACCACACCAUUGUUGGACCAAUUAUACAAAAGUAUAAACCAUCAGGGGGAGUCGACUUUGUCAACGGUAUACCUACAGAAAUAUUUGCACAUCGAUAGCAGGGAGCCAAUAAUAGUUUUUUGGAACGGAACGACAGAUCUAACAAUUGUAAAAAGAUUAAGGUUAAGGGGUAUUUUAGCGUUUUUAAAUAUAACGGCGUACAGUGAUAGGAAUAAUAAUGAAUUUAAUUUAAAACUAACUAACAUAGAGACAAGGGAAACCUUAUAUUCAGGUUAUAUAGGAAAACUUAAUAAAAACGGCAGGAUGUUACACUUAUUAGAAGCACAUGGAUUGGUGUGCAAUACGAAUCAUCAUAUCACGCAUUGUCACGAUCCAAUUGCUGAUGUAAUUUUAACCAAAUGCGUUUUUGACUAUGUAGUCACGAAAAUAAGGCCAAUAUAUUUGUAUAGACUAGCAGACAGAACAAUUGCGACAGAGCAUCUGCAAAAGCAGCAGACUGAACAACUGCAACAGCAGCAUACAGAACUACUGCAACAGCAGCAGACAGAUCAAAUGCGACAGCAGCAGAUAGAACAACAGCAACAGGAUGAUGCAAGUUUAUUUAAAUGGUCUCAUGCUGCCAUAUUACUACUGAUUGAGGAAAACGGCAAUAAAAGCUCUAUAUGA
Metopolophium dirhodum (rose-grain aphid) is the source of this 858-nucleotide messenger RNA. RefSeq lists its product as uncharacterized. Bases 1 to 858 code for a protein of 285 amino acids. NCBI's taxonomy places the organism in Eukaryota, Metazoa, Arthropoda, Insecta, Hemiptera, Aphididae. The transcript is spliced from 2 exons. The record is from RefSeq and is a predicted model, not a curated record.